Molecule: messenger RNA, 2812 nt
Organism: Closterium sp. NIES-67
Lineage: Eukaryota; Viridiplantae; Streptophyta; Zygnematophyceae; Desmidiales; Closteriaceae
Source: the annotation of a GenBank genome assembly
UAGAUCGAUCCACACAAUUACAGCUUCUUCGUCCAUCGAGGCAGCGGGAGGAUAGACUAGACUCCUUCCUUCCUCCCUCUCCCACUCCAUCCGUCACCCUGAUAGCUCCCUAGUCAUUCAACGGCAGUCCCUCGCCCAUCUCACGUUUUCCCGCCUUCGCUCGUCUCACGGCGGCCCACCCGAUCGCCCUUUUCCUGCUGUCUGUCGUAACGGAUCCCCACGUUCCCCCUGGCUGCACUCCCUUGGAGCACGCCAAGCCAGUAGCAGCGGCGCUCAAGGCGAGAGUGUCAUAGUGCCCUGUCUCCCGCGCGCGUCUUGCCCUUGUGCACCGGCAAUGAAAGGCGGCACCGUACCCAGACUUGUUUCACACCCGCGAUAGACGGCCAUUCAAGGGCACGCAUAGGCAGCGGCACGCGCGACGCACAGUGUGUGCUGAAAGGCCGCCUCGACACGUGUGGUGGCGAGCGAGUGGCGACCAGGACACGGAAGGCCGUGCGACGUGCCCGCACUCAUUUGACGGGCGAUUCGACGCCACCUUUGCGCGGCUCCGAGAUCUAUCCCCGCCACACCCCGUUAGCGCCGCUGCAGGGCGAACGCAUCUCCAGCGCCACGCAUAUCUCAAGCCGUGCAUCGCCAGCGCCACGCAUCGCCAUGGCCACGCAUCGCCAGCGGCACGCCAGCAGCCAACGGCACGCAUCGCCAGCGGCACGCAUCGCCAUAGGCACGCAUCGCCAGCACCACUCGUCAGACUGCGCGGCACGUCUGACGCAGACAUGGCGACACCAUCCUCGGUUCGCUCCUCGUCGUGGCUCCUAUCCCUACCCCCUUCCACACUCCCCUCGUCCUCCCUCGGCAAGACAAGGCCGUCAUUGCCCGUGUCGCCGCGAGCGAUCGGCCCAGGAGGCGGGUGUGGAGCUGGCCUGGCCGUACAUAUGCAGCUUCCCUCCUUUGGAUGCUAACACAGUUAGACACCAGUCCCUGCAUUAGCUACCAACGACGUCAUGGGGCACAAGCACAAGCGUCGGGGUGAUAAGGCAGAGGGCACGCGCAAGCACAAGCGUACGCAUGCUGAUGCGCGACCGAUGCAAGCGCUGCCAAGCCUUCGUGAGGGGCAGCCACUCCAGCAGCAUUCACUCCAGCAGCAGCCAUUCGAGCAGCAGCCACUCCAGCAGCACCUUCUCCAGCAGCUGCUUCUCCAGAAGCAGCCUCUGCAGCAGCAGCCUCUCCAGCAGCAGCCUCUGCACCAACAGCCUCUGCAGCAGCAGCCUCUGGAGCAGCAGCCUCUGCAGCAGCAGCCUCUCCAGCAGCAGCCUCUGCAGCAACAGCCUCUGCAGCAGCAGCCUCUGGAGCAGCAGCCUCUGCAGCAGCAGCCUCUCCAGCAGCAGCCUUUGCAGCAGCAGCCUCUCCAGCAGCAGCCUCUGCAGCAGCAGCCUCUCCAGCAGCAACCUUUGCAGCUGCAGCCUCUCCCGGUGCAGCCACAGCUUCAGAGCCAACUGCCACGUCACCACGGGGGCAGCGGCGUCCGUGCUGCAGAGGCCAUCACCGACGCUCCAUGUGCAGCGGCCGGUGAGGGGGGAGAAGACGAGGAGGGGGAAGGUGACAGCAACAGUAGCGAGAGCGAGUCCGGCGAAGAGGGCGACCAGAGGCACGCCCAGUCUGGCUCCGGCACGGAUACCAGCUCCUCAGAGUCAUCUUCGGAUUCUGAGUCUGCCGACGAAGCUAGCUCGGAGGGCGAGGCGGAGCAGUCUGCUUGCAUGGGGCAGGCUGCGGUGGCCGAGACGGCGGCGGGCAAGAACGACGUUACUUUUGAUAAGCUCUUCGCCUCCCCAGCUGAGGCGGCAGUGGCCGCUGUGGGGCAGAGGGACGGGUAUGACAUGGACGACGAGGACCAGCGUGCCAUGAACAGGGGUCGCUACAUGAAAAUUGGAGCGGCGGGCGGUGCAGCUGGGGAGGGUGGGAAGAUGAAGACGCGGAACGGCGGGCAACGGCAGAAGGCAGCCGGAGAGGCGGGCGACGUUAGGCAGGAACGGUCGGGGCGCGGACGCGGCAGGGCGGGCUCGCCCACGCCGUCUGGUCGCCGUCUCCAAGAAGCGACUGGGAAGGCAAAGGGCUCCCGAGGUGCAGGUAACCCCAAGAGCGGGGGAGUGGCAGAGCCGGCCAACGGAGACAAGCGGGGCAAGGACGGCAAGGGGAAAGGGAAGACCAAGCAGAAGAGAGCACCGGAGAUGCAGGCCCCCCCCCAGUCUGGCCUCGGUCCGCCGGUGGUGCAGCAGUUUCAGCUAGGCACAAGACGCAUGGCGCCGACAGGUGGAGCCACCCUAACCUCGACCCUGCGCUACAAUGACGCUGCCCCCAACACCGCCGCAGUGGUCCUCCCAUCUUCCAGCGCUGGGCCACGCGCGCUACGUGCCGUCCAUGAGAAGGCGUCGAAGAAGAAGUACGUCUCUAGGGCUGAGCUGAUGGCUGAGCUGGACCGUAUGAAGACCGCACUGCUGGCCACUGUCACGGCCUUCAUCGACGGGCAGCGGGCGAUGUACGCAGCUGGUCGGGUGGCGAAUGGGAAUGGCCCGGCGUCCACUGGACAGGGAAGCCAGGAGGAGCCGAGUCCAGCCACGUUGGCUCGCCGUGAGGUUCUCCUGGCGGCGGAGGACUUCAAGAGGUGUGGGGUCUGAUCUGGCACGUCGAUAAGCCGCGGAUGUGGCCGUUCUCGACCCUGAUCUUUGCUGUGGGGUUUCGCAGGGGAUUCAAGCGGCGCCACGUCCAAAUGAGCUGCUAUAAGACCCGCCAGAUCGCCUGGGGGCUGUACGCGGUG